AUGACGGAAGUAACGUUAAGAGUCUGUGGAGAAACUUACAAAGUGGGCGUUGCUUACAUGCGGAACGCCCUCAGGCCGCUCACAGGAGCCGCCGAGGGCGGGCUGCGAAUGACCCGAGGGCAAUCCCACCCCAGGGCCGCCAUCGCACCGCGCUCGGGGCUGCCCCGUCAGGGCGGCAAGGCGAACCGCCCCGCUCGGCGUGCCCGCGGCAGGCAGGCGAACCGCCCCGCCCGUCAGGGCGGCAAGCUGUGUUUUGGAUACGCGGUUCAGGUGCCUCCCCCUAGCCCCCUCACAGCAAAGACACAGCACAGUAAAGGCUUUUUCCUUGACUGGGACUUUUCAUCUUCUGGUAUAUUUUCUGGGCUGAAAAUUGACCCUGAUACCCUAGUAAAGAAGCUUGACUUGGACUCCAGAAGCAUCAUUUCCUCCAGAACAGGCUUGGAAGAAAAAACAGUUCUGUCCAAAAAAGAGAAGAUGAAGCUGAGGAAGGAAAGAUGGCUGCAGAAAAUAGAAAGUGUAAAGAUGGCCAAGCAAAAGCAGAAAGCUGAAGCGAAGCGGAAAGCAACACCUGUGGUGGGAGACAUGCAGCCCUUGAUGGAAGCCCUGCCUGAGCUCUCUUACCUGACCACAGGUGGCAUGGGAAGGAAGCCUCUCAAAAGCCCCAUAAAAGCAAAGGCAGAACCAGCAGACUUCUGUCUGAUGAAACAAGCUCAGAAACAUCAGCUCCUAGACCAGGAAGUGGCUCGGUUUCACGAGGUUAUCAGCGAUCCCCAGUACAGAGCCAACCCCCUCCUGGCCAUCAGCGAGCACCUCUCCAAGAGGCUGAGGCAGGGGGGAGAAGGGGAACCCCUUUAGAGCUUCAGCUGGGCCCAGACAUGCACGGGCUGUGAAGGGAGCACAUCCCUGGCACAACGUCCCAGCCUUUCUGGUGCUUGGAAGCAGUUCAGCAGAUGAUGAAAACCACCAGCCCUGCUUUCUGUCUGCAGCAAUAAUGCAGCUCUCUCCUGACAGGGGCAGCUGCUCCUUGACAGGCAGUCUGCACAGAGCAGGGUGUUCUGUGGGAUUCUUGUGCAGGCAUUAAUUCCUGCAAAGUGUCUUCAUACUUCUGCUCUUCUUGUGAGCGGGUAUGAUUUCUGAAAUUGUGCCAAAUGGCCACAUAUCUGUUUUCUGUCAUUCCCCCCACCUCUUCCUGACAACUCUGAGAAGAGGUUCUUGCUUGCUCUGUUGGGAUGGCUCAGGACCCCAAGCCCUGGAGCUCAGGAGGCUUUUGGAGUUUGUCACGACCAGUGCUGCUGUACAUAGAAAUUGUUUUCUGUGAGAAAUUUAGCUUUGGAAUAAACACACUUUCAUACA
This is a messenger RNA of Ficedula albicollis (Collared flycatcher), 1353 nucleotides long. It is a transcript of the gene SLX9, whose product is annotated as family with sequence similarity 207 member A. Gene Ontology annotation, biological process: maturation of SSU-rRNA from tricistronic rRNA transcript (SSU-rRNA, 5.8S rRNA, LSU-rRNA). The record is from RefSeq and is a predicted model, not a curated record. The coding region runs from base 1 to 855 and encodes 284 amino acids. The transcript is spliced from 8 exons. Gene Ontology annotation, cellular component: preribosome, small subunit precursor; nucleolus; 90S preribosome. Lineage: Eukaryota; Metazoa; Chordata; Aves; Passeriformes; Muscicapidae.